CCCCACCUCGCCAUGGCUCGGAAGCCCAGCCCGCGGCUGCUGGCCUGGGCCCAGACUCCUUCUCAUCUGCAGUUCAACCCGUUCGUGCUGACAGGCUACCGGCCCUCCAGCAGCACGCUGGGCUGUGUCCUCAGCCUAUUCUACCUGCACAACGAGCUGGGCAACAUCUACAUCCACGGGCUGGCCCUGCUGGUCUUCCUGGUGCUGCUGCCCCUGACCAUCCCCUGGGGCCAGCUGGGCUGGGGCUGCUGGCUGGGUGGCACCCACUGCUUGGCUUGCCUGGCACCUCCUGCCGGUUCCGUCCUCUACCACCUCUUCAUGUGCCACCAAGGAGGCAGCCGCGUCUACACCCGCCUCCUGGCCCUCGAUAUGUGCGGGGUCUGGCUGGCCAACAGCCUCGGAGCCUUACCCAUGAUUCACUCCACCCUGACCUGCUGGCCUCGCCUGCGCCUGGUCAUCCUGCUGCUUUACACCUUGCUGUCCAUCAAAGCCGGUUGGCACGCCGUCACCGCUCGCUCAAAUAUGGCUCGGCUCCAGGCCUUCGGCUGGCAGGCCAUCACCCGCCUGCUGGUGUUCGGGAUCCGGGCUCUGGGAGUGGGUUCCGGAGCCCCCGGGGCCCUGCCUUGCUACCUUCGAAUGGAUGCCUUGGCGCUGCUGGGAGGACUGGUGAAUGUGGCCCGGCUGCCAGAGAGCUGGAAUCCUGGGGCUUUCGAUUACUGGUGUAACUCCCACCAGAUCAUGCAUGUGCUCAGUGUGAUUUCCAUCCUCCAGCUGCAUGCAGGGGUGGUUCCAGACCUGCUCUGGGCUGCUAACCAUAAUUAUACCUGUCCUGCAGCUUGAGCAGUUUGGUUUUUUUUUAACCACUUCAAAAACCAAGCCAGCCAAAAACCAAGCGGGAAAGAACAAGCCAGUCAAAAACCAAGCGAGAAAGAACCAACAAUUUAAGACACACGCCACCAAAACUCAAAACAAUCCCAAAUCUCAAACCACCGUUCCCCAAGCUCUCUUCAAAGCUAGUAAGUAGAAGUACCCCUUGUUCCCCUGGCUCUUCUCCCUCCUCUUUCCCAGGACUCUCUUGUUUGGGGGAGAUGUAGAAGUUCCCUCUUUGUUUUCCUGUGUUAAAUAAGAAUCUUCUGCUUGAGCACCAAGUAGGGUUUCCUGAGUUUUUCAAGUCCUUUCUUAAAGCUAUAGAAGGUUGUCCACCCCACCUUUGGAAAAUUCAGUUUCUCCUUCCCCCCACCCCAACAACUUCUUCCUGUCCAUCCUAUGCUUUUUCUAUAGUCGAUUAGCACAAGUAGCAUGGGAAGAAAAAGGGAAGCUUGACAGAGUCAGGACCUCUCCAGCUUAUAAUUUUGGCUCUGCUACCAAAUAGAAAUUUCCUUAUCUGAUUUAGUUGUUGGACUAGGCCUGCAACCUACAACUUUAGCCAUGUUCCACACACUUCUAGGACCAAACAGCUUCCCCCAUAUCCGACAGUCUCAGUGCGUUCCACCAGGGUGAGUGGGAAGCAGCCACUAAUAUAUCUGAGUACCACUAGGAAUAACCUCUUGGCAAGCAUUCUUAUAUUCCCUUGACCUCCAAUCUUCCUUCAACUCCCUUGUCUGCCCUUUUUCUCCUACUCACUACCUAUCUACUGAAGUUUUCUUCCUCUGCAUACUAGCACCUCACAUCUAAUUUUGAGCUAGACCCAUUCCAUUUCCCUCUAUCCCCAAAGAAAUGAAACCAAAAAGAAGGACAAAGACAAUUAAAAAAAAACAAUAACCCAGCCUGAUAUGGAUUGUGUAUUUAAGAAUACCAAGCAUCUAGGACAUCUGCUUGCAUGUGAUUGGGCCAGAACUUUCCCUCACAGGGAAAAUUUACCUUGUCCUAAGACUGUAACCAUGCACACACCAGGCCAGAAGACUUGUUCUCUGGCCCAAGAACUUGGUCUUUCCACCUCUUCACGAGAUUGUGAUCUGGUGGGCCUUAAAAUGCCCCAAAACAUUUCAAGCCUUUUGUCUGGACUAAAAUAACUCAGGUCUAAAAUUUUGUGCUUUUUGCAUGAAGAUUGUACUAAAGAUGUUAGAUCUUUUCUCUGGAAACCUUGCCAUUCCCAGCACAAAGAUGCUGUUUCCAUGAAGAGUGUUCCUGCAUGACAUCUUCUGACUACCAAAACAAGAUUGUGUCCGAUCUCUAGAAGCCAUCACUGAGAACCGAGGGCUACUUCAACAAAGAGAACAGGAAGAAAAGACAACAUGGGUGCAUUGAACCAGCUUAGCUUUUAAAUGCACAUCAACCGAUCCUCAAUCAAUGCAAAACAAUUAAGGAGCUAAGUGCCAGUGGUCAAUGUCAUCUGCCUUGAAGUAUUUCCAGCAGGGGGAAAUUAUCUAAUUUGUUCCAAUGUACCAUGACUUCUUCUGGCACCAAAACUUGGAAUGUUGGAAGAAAAGUGAGCUGACCUGGCAGAGCUGAGAUCUUGAGUCUGCAGAAAUGGACAGUGUAUCCAGCCAGAGAUAAUGUUUUCUCCAGAAUGCCCACGACUAAGCAGCAUCCUUCUGAUCACUAUGUAGCAAAACACCAGCACAUUAUAUCUCAUCUGAUCA
Molecule: messenger RNA, 2582 nt
Organism: Antechinus flavipes (yellow-footed antechinus)
Lineage: Eukaryota; Metazoa; Chordata; Mammalia; Dasyuromorphia; Dasyuridae
Product: progestin and adipoQ receptor family member 4-like
Exons: 4
Coding region: 13-840 (275 amino acids)
Cellular component (GO): membrane
Molecular function (GO): signaling receptor activity
Source: RefSeq, a predicted model, not a curated record